UAUUCAUAAAUUGUUUUGCGAAUCACAAUUGCAUAUCUUUGUUAGUUAAAGAAGUAAUCACAAGUGUUUGCAAAAUUAAAGUUAGAAAACAAUUUAAAGCGUUUCACCAACAUGUUCUGCAAAGUAGGAAGGCAGCUGGGCCAGCAGAUAGGCCAGCAAAUACGUUUGACAUCUCGCCGCAUGUUGGCCACCACAAAAACUUUAUGCAAAGAUGCCGAAGCCAAGGCAGAAUCGGAACCGGCACCGCCUAAAAGCAUACUCGUGGAAAAGGAUAAAAAUAUUACUUUGAUCGGUAUUAACCGUCCACAGCAGCGCAAUGCCAUCGAUUCGAGUACCGCUUCCCAGCUUUGUGAGGCAUUCUCCGCCUUCGAGGCGGAUGAUACCUCGCCGGUAGCCGUCCUGUAUGGUGUGGGCGGAUCGUUUUGCUCGGGCUUUGACAUUCUUGAGAUCAGCACCGACGAAAAGGAGGAGAUAAGCGUUGAUAUUCUGAUGCGUCCCGAGGGAUCUGUUGGUCCCACACGUCGCCAGAUUAAAAAGCCGGUCAUUUGCGGCAUCAAUGGCUAUUGCAUAGCCAAUGGCUUGGAGCUGGCGCUCAUGUGUGAUUUGCGCGUCAUGGAGGAGUCGGCUGUGCUGGGCUUCUUUAAUCGGCGCUUUGGUGUGCCGAUGCUAGACGGUGGCACUGUGCGGCUGCCCGCCAUGAUUGGACUCUCCCGUGCGCUGGAUCUGAUACUCACGGGACGCCCGGUGGGUUCACAAGAGGCGCAUGAUAUUGGCCUAGUUAAUCGUAUUGUGCCCACAGGCACAGCGCUGGGCCAUGCACUGGAGCUAGCCACUUGCUUGGCCAAAUUUCCGCAGCGUGCACUCAAUCAUGAUCGCAACUCGGUUUACUCCGCCUCGUUUGAGACAUCAACGUUCCACCAGGCCGUGCAGAACGAGGUAAUGUACACAUCACGCGAAAUCAUCGAGGACAUGCAGAACGGCAUCAAGUGGUUCAAUAAUACGUUCAAGGCAGACACCACACAUUCGUGGCUGAAGCGCGACCGAUCUAUGGCUGACUGGGAUGAUGAGGAUGUGGCAGCUGCAGCAGCUCAAAAGGAGACCAAAAAGCAGGAGGAAGAAGCAGCACUUGUUGAGGCUGAGAAGCAGAAGCUGGCAGAGAAGGCGCUCAAGAAGUCCAAGAAAUCCGUUGAAGCAAAACCUGAAGAAAAGACCAGCGAAAAGGACAGCAGCAAAAUAACGGAUCCAAACGAAAAGCCAAAGGAUAAAUAAGGGCAAACUUAGUGCAUAGAACUAAAUUAAAAUAUUUUGUAUAUAAUAACAUCCUUACAUGCAGUUCAGAACUGAUCAA
Messenger RNA from Drosophila virilis, 1348 nucleotides. RefSeq names its product Spliceosome-ribosome linker protein (gene Srlp). The record is from RefSeq and is a predicted model, not a curated record. Lineage: Eukaryota; Metazoa; Arthropoda; Insecta; Diptera; Drosophilidae.